Molecule: messenger RNA, 150 nt
Organism: Echinostoma caproni
Lineage: Eukaryota; Metazoa; Platyhelminthes; Trematoda; Plagiorchiida; Echinostomatidae
Source: the annotation of a GenBank genome assembly
AUCGGAUGGACCGAAUUGGCCUCGGAUGCCGAUUUCCUACACGGUUUGGGAAAGUUGAUUUGCGAUGGAUUGGGCGUGCCGGCCAAUCAGGAGGCUGGCUUCAUACUUUUGGCCAAUCUGUGCACAACUGUUCACACUGAUAUGAAGUAA